CUGUAGGUGGCGGUGAUGUGUAAAACAGAAGAAAAACUGCCAACCGCACUAGGAAGGAAGAAGAAUGUUCAUGGCGAUGGAGCAAAGUUAGCUAUUUUGGGUUUGUUUUUCAUGGUUUUGGGGUAGUUUUUAAGCUACUAUAGUUGUCUAAUUAGCUGUUUUAGAGCAGACGCAGACAGACAUGUUCCGCUGCAUGCUAAGUCUGGCUGAGCAGCGUUGGCAAUGUUCAGUCCGCUGUAUGAGUUCUGCAGCCAGGAGGAAAAGAGCUCUGCGCAGUGCCUUCCAGGUCCUGGAGCAACCCCUCCAGCCCAUCCACCAACAUGUGUAUGAAGCUAACCUCCGAAACAGCAUCGCCUGCCGCAACAAGUACAUAGAGUUGAGUGAAAAGGUACGGAAAGGUGGAGGGGAAAAUGCCAUUGCUAGACACACUCAGAGAAAUAGGAAGUUGAUGGUCAGGGAACGGCUGCGCCUCCUGUUGGAUGAUGAGGACUUCCUGGAGCUGUCGCCAUUCGCUGGGCUGGGUCUGCCAUAUGGGGACAUCCCUUCAGCCGGAUGCCUGACUGGCGUUGGCAGGAUCAAUGGCCUGUGGUGUAUGUUCAUUGCCAACGAUGCCACAGUCAAAGGUGGCACAGCGUAUCCAAUCACAGUGAAGAAGCAGCUACGAGCACAGGAAAUAGCAAUUCAGAAUCGCCUGCCUUGUGUUUACCUGGUCGACUCGGGAGGAGCUUUUCUACCACUGCAGUCAGAGAUCUUUCCUGAUAAGAACCAGGGAGGAAGGACGUUCUAUAACGAAGCCAUCAUGUCUGCCAUGAAAAUCGCACAGAAACUACUAACAAUCUUAAAGGUGUCGGUGGUGUGUGGGUCAUGCACGGCGGGUGGUGCUUACAUCCCCACCAUGGCAGAAGAGGCAGUGAUGGUGCACCGGAUAGGGACCAUAUUCCUGGGAGGACCGCCACUUGUCAAGGCCGCCACGGGAGAGGAAGUCACAGCAGAAGACCUGGGAGGAGCCAGGCUUCACGCUGAGGUGAGUGGCUGUGUGGACCAUUUUGCCUGGGAAGAAAAGGAGGCGUACGAUUACACCAGAAACAUCGUUUCCACCCUCAACUUCCAACUACCCGAGGAGGAGGAUGAGGAGAGGAAGAGGAAAGCUGAGGAGCAGCCGCUGUAUAGUUCAGAGGAGCUUCUGGGGCUCGCUCCUAAAAGUUACAACUACAGUCUGGAUGUUAAGAUGGUAAUCAGUCGGCUGACAGACGGGAGCCGCUUCCAGGAGUUUAAAGCUCUCUAUGGAACCACACUCAUCACUGGCUUUGCAAAGAUACAUGGACACUUAGUGGGAAUAGUAGCCAACGACGGAGAGCUGUCAUACCCGGCCACACUCAAAGGAAGCCAUUUUGUCCAGUUGUGUGACCAGAGAGACAUCCCCCUUCUCUUCCUCCAGAACACAGCACCCACAACAGCUCUAACACUCUCCACAACACAGGCAGAGAUGAACACUAACCAUCUGAAGGCUCAGGGUUCAAUGAUGUCAGCAGUAGCGUGUGCCUCCGUCCCCAAAAUCACAGUGGUGAUUGGUGGUUGCCAUGGUGCGGACAGCUUCGCCAUGUGUGGGCGAGCUUUUGACCCUAAUUUCCUGUUCCUGUGGCCCAAUGCCAGAGUGUCGAUUACUGCUCCGGGUCACGCCGGCUCUCUGCUUCCCCCUGACAGCGAGCAGGUGGAGGAAGAGAAGAAGACGCAGGAGGAGGACAAGUUAAAUAGGAGACUGAAGGAGGAGAGCUCAGCUUUCUUCUCCUCCAGCAGGCUCUGGGACGAUGGAGUCAUUCUGCCUCAGGACACCAGGAAGGUUCUAAGAGACUGCCUGGACAUCAUCAAACAGCAGCAGUAUCAGAUGUCCACAGAGAAACUGCAGCCACCACUUCUACGUAUAUAGAAGCUUCCAUUCUUUUCCUCCUUAUGUCCUCUGGACACCACAAACAUCUGUCCAUCUUUGAGAUUAAACUGCUGCUGAAGCCCAUUGAUCAUCUUUUCCAAUGCGUGCACUACAAUAAUCUGUGUCUGUAUGUCUGGCCAUGCUAACAUUUUUGCAUACAGUAUACAUUAGUAGUCGUAGGUAACGAGAAUUAUCCCAACAAUCUCUUAAAAAGAUGCAUCGACCAGCAGCUAACAGUCUGUGUGCAAGGGAAUAUUAAUUUAGAUAGAUUUUUAAUCAAUUUUAAAUUAUGCUUAAUCCCUUCAUAAUUAAUCUAUUUUAUUAAAUGUCAUAUUAUAGGUAUAUCUUACUGCAUCUUUUAACUCCUGUUAAUAUUAUUCUAUUUCAGUACUUUCCUGGUUAUAUAAGAUUAUUUUGUUUUAUUACACAGGUCAUAAUACAUCACUCAGUAAAGGUUUUAUCGUCAUACUUUGAAUAACACAAAUCAACUACGGUUGCUGCACAUACUGAAUGCAAAUGUGUCAGCAUGGACCCUGUACAGAAAUAUUAAGCAGAUGAUUUUAUUGCCUAUCCUCUGAUAAAUGGUGGUAGAAACCUUCAAAGGUCCCACGAAAUGUGAUUACCUCAUUAAACCUGCAUUCAUGUUUGUCCACUUGGGGGCAGCACAAGACAUCACAUGAACAGUUUUCAGGAGAUACUGAGCAUUAUGCCCAUGUGGCUGCUGUUGGUGUUUAUAAUUUAAUGUUUCUCAUUUUUGCACAUAACAGUUGUCUUGGCAUGUUUUUUUCUCUCUUCUAGGAGAUGAAAGAUUAAACUCUGCACUCAUAAAAGCAACUCGUAUCAGCGUUGAUAUGUAGCAUUAAUUUUACAGUCAUUGUCAAACAACUGUAACCAGUAAUCUAAUUACAAAACGUGAAACGAUCAGUCAUGUAAUUGUUUUUAUUUGAUUAAAACAAAAAUGUAAAUAGCGUUUUACAAUACAUGUUGCAAAAAUACUUUUUGUAUUUAAUUGUUGCCCUCACUUUAGAAGAGGGGUUUUACAAAUAUGCAGGUGCUAUAUUAAUUAUAAAAUAAAACAUUUUCAAUGGA
Molecule: messenger RNA, 3016 nt
Organism: Sander lucioperca (pikeperch)
Lineage: Eukaryota; Metazoa; Chordata; Actinopteri; Perciformes; Percidae
Product: methylcrotonoyl-coenzyme A carboxylase 2
Exons: 12
Coding region: 182-1927 (581 amino acids)
Biological process (GO): L-leucine catabolic process
Cellular component (GO): mitochondrion; methylcrotonoyl-CoA carboxylase complex
Molecular function (GO): methylcrotonoyl-CoA carboxylase activity
Source: RefSeq, a predicted model, not a curated record